AUACUCAUUUUUCAGCGCACGUCCUUCGCCUGUCGCUCGUCCGUUGCAGCGGAUAUAACGCGAAAAAAAAAUAUCGGCUUCCUUUUUGCGAAUCAUAUUAGCGGAUAUUUCAACAGACAUUUGAAGAAACGCAUUUUAUAUCUGUGUGUGCCUAGAAACUGCCGCUGAGGACCCUUCCCCUCCCCUCUUUCCUUAAAUCGUGCCCCGUAGCAACGGUGCGUCCACCGUUUCCAAAUGAAGAGGGGCUGGAAUCAGAUGAUGAUGAUGAUGAUGGAUGCACGACCCAGCACAAGUGGCAGAUGCUGUUUGUUGGGGAGCGUGGGGGGCUCUCUACCGAGGUGGCAGCAAUGGCGGAGCCAACAGAUGCAGUGUUCAUCGUGCUCUCCUUCCACGUAGAGGAACAAUGCUUAAAUCGAUGACAGGGGGAGUCUUUUAAACUACCAACAAUACCAUGAACGUCACUCUUUUGCCAUCAUACCUGGUAGAUAUGCCAAGGCAGCAGAACUUCAAUGGCACCCAUGGCACACACACACAUUCAGGUUGGGCAGUGAUCCACACUGCUACGCUGAGCUUUUGCUCCAUGCUCCUCAUUUCCAUCUUCUUCCUGGGCUCUUACGGGAACCUUGUAGUGUUUUUGUCUUUUUUCGAUCCGGCUUUUCGCAAGUUCCGCACCAACUUCGACUUCAUGAUCCUCAACCUCUCCUUUUGCGACCUGUUCAUCUGUUGUGUGACGGCUCCCAUGUUUGCGCUGGUGCUCUUCCUGGACGCAGGAGGUGGCGAUGGCGUGUCCAAAAGUUUCUGCUUCGCGUUCCACAUCACCAGCUCGGGUUUCAUCAUCAUGUCCCUGGAGACGGUGGCGGUCAUCGCGCUGCACAGGCUUCGAAUGGUUUUGGGGCAGCAGCCGAACCGCACCGCCUCCUUCCCCUGUACGCUGGCCCUCACGGCCCUGCUGUGGACGUCCAGCUUCACCUUGGCUGCGCUCCUUACCAUGCGAGCAUACCCACGCAGGGAUGGACCCUGCUUGCCCCAUUUUGGCCUGGGAAGUGGGCAGGCCAGAGUCGUGUUGUAUGUGUACCUGGCAGACUUUGCCUUUUGUGUUGCAGUGGUGUCUGUGUCCUAUCUGAUGAUCGCUCAGACACUGAGGAAGAACGCACAAGUGAGGAAAUGCCCCAUUAUCGCUGUAGAUGCCAAAUGCCCGCCACCCCCGCCCCCUCUUGUUGCAGCUGGAUUUGAGAGCAUGCAGUGUGCCGUCCAAGGGCCGUCUCUCUACCGCAACCAGACUUACAACAAACUGCAGAAUGUGCAGACACACUCUUAUGCCAACAGGACCAGCCAGCCCGUUGUUCCGGGGGCCGCCCAAGGAGCCACCUGCUGUCAACUGGUCUCGUCGGUCAAUUUGGCCACAGCUAAAGACUCCAAGGCGGUUGUCACCUGUGUAGUUAUUGUGUUCUCUGUAUUGCUUUGCUGCUUGCCGAUGGGGGUCUCACUGGCGCAGGACGUUUUGUCACCAAAAAGUAAUUUUGCUCACUACCAGUUUGAACUAUGUGGCUUUGUGCUGAUUUUUCUCAAGUCGGGCAUCAAUCCGUUCGUUUAUUCACGCAACAGUGCAGGCCUCCGCCGCCGCUUGCUGUGCUGCGUUCAGUGGGCCGCGCUGGGUUUUCUCUGCUGCAAGCAAAAGACCCGCCUGCACGCCAUGGGGAAAGGCAGCUUGGAAGUCAAUCGCAAUAAAUCUUCCCAUCACGAAACCAACUCUGCUUAUGUGCUGUCACCCAAGCCCCAGAGGAGGCUGGUGGACCAAGCUUGCGGGCCCAGCCAUUCAAGGGAAUGUGGCGGCAGUCCAAGAGCCACAUGUGUGCGCAAGCCUCGCCUCCCGAGUACCUCUACGCCAAUCAACACCCGCAUCGAGCCCUAUUACAGUAUCUACAACAGCAGUCCCUCUGCGGGGCCCAGCUCCCCCACCAGCCUGCAGCCUGUCAGCUCUCAGACCUUUGCCUUCGCUAAGUCCUAUGUAGCCAUGCACUACCACACUCACCAAGACGCACUGCAAGACUUUGACAGCACAUCAGUGCACCAGAUCCCCAUCCCUUCAGUCUGAUUACAGACAAGGGCUCCAGGAAUCUCACCAUGGCUUUAAAUAAAAUGUGCAUUCAAAGAAAACAUGAAAAAAGAGAUUUGUUCAUGUAUUUGGAAUUAGUAUUAAUCCUUUGUUAUUCUCUAUACUGGCAAGGCAUAUUAUCAGAAUUAAAAGCUUGUAACUAAAACCAAGCAUAAGUUUUUUUUUUCUAAUUCUCUCCCUCAACAUGACAGUUUUGAAUGGACUAAAUUCAUUUCUCACUUUUAUGGGUACAGAGUCACAUUAGUCAUCCUUUUAUGUUCUACCACGAUAUCCAUAGAGGCUUUCCUUUUCGGUUUCUGGCUAUUAUGACUCACUCAUGGCUGUCAGUGCAAUGCAGCUAAAAGUCAAUGGGUUGUUUCUGAAAGCACAUGUUAUGUGUGAACCUAAUACCAUUUUUCACAUAAUAAAUGUUUGG
Molecule: messenger RNA, 2531 nt
Organism: Menidia menidia (Atlantic silverside)
Lineage: Eukaryota; Metazoa; Chordata; Actinopteri; Atheriniformes; Atherinopsidae
Source: the annotation of a GenBank genome assembly